This is a messenger RNA of Amyelois transitella, 1162 nucleotides long. It is a transcript of the gene Atac1, whose product is annotated as ZZ-type zinc finger-containing protein 3. The coding region runs from base 113 to 1096 and encodes 327 amino acids. The record is from RefSeq and is a predicted model, not a curated record. The transcript has 2 exons. NCBI's taxonomy places the organism in Eukaryota, Metazoa, Arthropoda, Insecta, Lepidoptera, Pyralidae.
UGUUACUGUCAAUGUCAUGUAGUGUGUAAUUAACCAAUGUUUUAUUUACAUUUCCUUUUCUUCGCACAACAUAAAUGACCCUUGAAAUAAUUGAAAUAAUUUUGACUUAAGUAUGGAGAAUAUAGAGGUAACAGAGGCUGAAAGUACAGAGUCAGAUGGAGAAUUUGCAUUUGAAACUGACCACCUAGUGUUGCGAGGGAAUAAGGACUAUUGUGAAUUACUCAAGUACAUUGUCAAGCUGGAGGCUCAGAAAGUGCAUGCUUUAAAAGAUAUUGAGCAAUUAGCUGAGGCACAAAGUAAGGCAUUAGCUGACCCAUUAAAAUUCCUUGAAGAUUUAAAAUCUGGUAAAGCUAGUUUCCCACCCCGGCAAACAAUUUCUGACAUUCCAAAUAUAGAUUGGAGUCAAUAUGGUAUUGAUCCAUCUAUGUUUGAUAAUGAUGGGCUUAUGGAUACUAAGCCCAAUACAGAUGACUUGGAUACCAUAAAAGUAAGAGGUAGAAAGUUUACAGACAACAAACCUGAAACAUUUAAUCAAUUAUGGUCAUGUGAGGAACAAAAGAGAUUGGAAGAAUUGCUAGAGAUUUACCCAGAAGAGCCCAUAGAGGCAAGAAGGUAUAAGAAAAUAGCAAGAGACUUAGGUACCAGGACUCCGAUCCAAGUAAUGUGUAGAAUUCAGAAGUAUUUUGCAAAACUAGCCAAAGCCGGGUUACCAAUCCCAGGACGAGCACCAAAACGGGUCUCUCGGGACAAAAAUAAGUCAAUAUUUUACAAAAAGUCUACAUUUUUCCCACAGUUGCAUGUUCCAGUCAAAAUGGAGGACAUAGAUAGCAAUGACACUCAAGAGAGUUACGCUCCUAUAGAUAAUAAAAAUAGUAUUAAGUUUAAGUGUGAGUUGCUCAAGUCUGCAAAAGAGCAAAGAAUAUUAGAUGAAACUACACCAGUAUAUCAGACUAAGACCAUGUGUGUGGGUUGUCAAAAGACUGGAUUUCUUGGGGCCAGGUGGACAGAUAAUGCCGGAACAGAUUAUUGUACAGAUUGUGUUGUGAAACUCCUACCUGCUGAGAGAUUAAUCCCUGUUAGGGAAAUAUCUUAUUAAUUAUUGUUCAUAGCGCAUACUGCUGCUCUAAUUAUUUAUACUUGAAUAAACUCUAAUUGCUAUGUA